AUGGCGCCUGUAUCCGAAUCAUCUGGAGACAUGACGUCUGAAACCAGUCGCUACAGUAUGCAUAGAAGCCUUGCCAGUGAGCCUCACAUGGUCGACCACGCAAAAGGAUCAUAUCUCUAUCUUUCGAGCGGUAAGAAGAUCCUGGAUGGAUGUGGUGGUGCUGCAGUUGUCUCAGUAGGACAUGCUGAUGAUGGGAUCGUUGCUGCACUGAAAGAUCAGCUUGAGACCGUUCAUUAUGUUCACACUCUGGACUACACCACCAGGGCUGCGGAAGCGGUAGCAAAUCAGAUGCUAAAGCCAUACAAGGGGACACUGGCAAAAGCCUAUUUUGUGAAUUCCGGAAGUGAAGCUAACGAGGCCGCAAUGAAGAUGGCUGUUCAGUACUUCUACGAGACCGGAAAGCCACAAAAGACUGAGUUCAUAUCCAGAUUACAAUCUUAUCAUGGUAACUGUCUAGGUGGGCUUUCUCUCAGUAGUCAUGUCUCAAGAAGGGCACCCUUUGAAGGGGUUUUGAGCGAUCACGUUCACUUUGUUAGUCCUGCUAAUGAGUACAGGUACAAGGCAGAAGACCAGACAACUGCGCAAUAUGUUGAGCAAUUAGCCAAUGAACUAGAAAACAAGAUUCUGGAAAUUGGACAGAACAAAAUUGCAGCUUUUGUUGCAGAGACAAUUGUGGGUGCUACUUCUGGAUGUAUGACUGCUCCUGCUGGUUACUUUAAAGCUAUCAGAGCCGUGUGUGAAAAAUACGAUGUACUCUUGAUUCUAGACGAAAUAAUGUGCGGCUCGGGUAGAACUGGAACUUUCUUUGCCUGGGAGCAGGAAGAUGUGGUUCCGGAUAUUGUCACAUGUGGAAAAGCGUUGUCGGGUGGAUACGGACCUCUGUCUGCCUGUAUUUGUACUCCGAAGAUAAUCGAAGGUUUGGAAAUGGGCUCCAAAGCAUUCAAUAACGGGCACACCUAUCAAGCAUUUCCCCUGAGUUGCAGAGCAGGUCUGGCUGUUCUCAAAAAAGUUGAGGAAGAGAAUCUUUUGAAGAAUGUGAAGUCUAAAGGUCAAUAUUUGUCCUCUGAACUGAAGAAGGCACUCAAGGACUCUAAGAUUGUGGGCAACAUCAGGGGACGUGGAUUAUUUUGGGGAAUAGAGUUUGUUUCAGACAUUUCAACCAAAUCUCCAUUUGAUCCACUAUUGAAGGUUGGACCAACAAUACAAUCCAUGGCUUGGCAAUCUGGUGUUGCAGUUUAUCCGGGUACGGGUACUGUCGACGGAAAAUUUGGAGACCAUAUUUUGAUUUCUCCUAUGUUCAAUGUGACUGAAGAGGAGAUUGACAUUAUUGUUUCUGCAGUCUCAAAGAGUGUCUACGAAUUUGAAAACUCUUUAUAG
Molecule: messenger RNA, 1377 nt
Organism: Kuraishia capsulata CBS 1993
Lineage: Eukaryota; Fungi; Ascomycota; Pichiomycetes; Pichiales; Pichiaceae
Exons: 1
Coding region: 1-1377 (458 amino acids)
Cellular component (GO): cytosol
Molecular function (GO): pyridoxal phosphate binding; transaminase activity
Source: RefSeq, a predicted model, not a curated record